Drosophila subpulchrella is the source of this 2610-nucleotide messenger RNA. Its product is annotated as IWS1-like protein. The transcript has 6 exons. The coding region runs from base 197 to 2518 and encodes 773 amino acids. NCBI's taxonomy places the organism in Eukaryota, Metazoa, Arthropoda, Insecta, Diptera, Drosophilidae. The record is from RefSeq and is a predicted model, not a curated record. Gene Ontology annotation, cellular component: nucleus. Gene Ontology annotation, biological process: poly(A)+ mRNA export from nucleus.
CGUUCCGUUUUCGUCGGCCCUGAAUCGAGGAAUCGAAUCGCGUCGUAUAUUUUUAGUCUUGCAGUAAAAUUACUUUUUAGUAAUUAAUUAAUUUUAAGUCCCAUCCGAAAAUCAUUUGCACAACGGACUCGGAUCAAAGUAAUUCAGUUGUUAGAGGUGCUUAUCCUUUUCUUUUUAUUGUAACAAGUCGCUCGGCAUGGAAACUUCUGAAAAAGAUAAAACCGCGAGCGACGACGCCGAGGGCUCACUGGGAGCUCUCGAGAAGGUGCCAUCAGAGGAUGCGGUGGCCCAGGCUGAGGCAGCGGUGAAGGAAAGUCAAGAUUCCAAUCCGGACGCGGCCAAUUCGGAUUCAGUAUUGCCGGAAAAGGCCAAGAGCAAGUCUCCCUCACCGUCGCCAGCCAAGGAGAAUGGUGAUAAUGCUGGCGAGCCCGAUUCCGAGGCCCCUGAAGCCGCCACCGCCGCCCGUUCGCGUAGUCGCAGCCGCAGUGGAUCCAGGAAGUCCAGGAGCGCAUCCCGCUCGCAAAGCGGAUCACGGCGCUCGCGCAGCGGAUCGGCCCACUCGGCAGCCAGUUCGCGGCACUCCAAGCAGUCCUUAAAUGGCUCCCGGCGCUCUCGCAGCGGAUCUGCCCGCUCGCGCAGUGGAUCCCGCCAUUCUGGCGCAGCUCCUGGCUCGCCCACUGGCUCUAGGCGUUCCCGCAGUGGCUCUCGAAGGUCCCGCAGCGGCUCCAGGCGUUCCCGCAGUGGCUCCAAGCGGUCCCGCAGUGGCUCCAAACGAUCCCGUAGUGGAUCCCAGCGUUCGCGCAGCCGCUCCGGCUCUAGACGCUCCAGUCGAUCCAGGAGCGGCUCGCGCAGAUCGCGCAGUGGCUCAGGAUCUAGACGUUCGCGCAGUGGAUCUGGAUCGAGGCGUUCUCGAAGUGGCUCCAGGCGCUCUAGGAGCGGAUCUAGGCGCUCCCGCAGUGGCUCCAGGCGUUCUCGCAGUGGAUCGGCUCGCUCGCGCAGCGGAUCUCGGCGUUCCCGCAGUGGAUCGAGGCGUUCGCGCAGUGGAUCCGGCUCCAGGCGGUCUAGGAGUGGAUCUAGGCGCUCCCGAAGCGGAUCCAGGCGCUCUAGGAGCGGCUCCAGGCGCUCUCGAAGUGGAUCCAGGCGUUCUAGAAGUGGUUCUAGGCGCUCUAGAAGUGGCUCCAGGCGCUCUAGAAGUGGCUCCAGGCGUUCUAGGAGUGGAUCCAGGCGCUCUAGGAGUGGAUCCAGGCGCUCUAGAAGCGGAUCUAGGCGUUCUAGGAGUGGAUCCAGGCGCUCUAGAAGUGGAUCCCGGCGCUCUAGGAGCGGAUCACGGCGCUCUAAAAGCGGUUCUCGCUCCCGCUCUCGUAGUCGCUCCAAUGCAUCUCGAAAGGGAUCUCGAUCUCGGUCCGGCAGUGCCGCAUCCCAGAAUGACGCCAGGCGUAAAAGAUUAGCCAUCAGUGAUUCCGAGGACGAGGGACCGAAGAUAGUCAAAAAACGCGCAAAAAUCACAGACACAGACAACGAAGAGGAGGAAGACCAGGAUAAAGGCCUGGGCAAAGAAAAGUCACAAGAAAAAAUCACAGAAAGCUCAGACGAUGAGAACACACCAAUUUCAAAUGAACCAGAAAACAGUAACUUUAUUUCCGACUUUGAUGCGAUGCUUUUGCGCAAGAAGGAGGAGAAGCGAGUGCGACGUCGCAAGCGUGAUAUCGAUCUGAUCAACGACAACGAUGAUCUGAUUGAUCAGCUAAUCAUCAGCAUGAAGAACGCCUCGGAUGACGACCGUCAGCUGAACAUGAUGGGUCAGCCGGCCACGAAGAAGAUUUCCAUGCUGAAGCAAGUGAUGUCGCAGCUGAUCAAGAAGCACUUGCAGCUCGCCUUCUUGGAGCACAACAUACUCAAUGUACUUACAGACUGGCUGGCGCCCCUGCCAAACAAAAGUCUGCCCUGUCUUCAGAUACGCGAGAGUAUUCUUAAGCUCUUGUCAGAUUUUCCUACCAUUGAAAAGGGACUGCUGAAGCAGUCGGGCAUUGGCAAAGCUGUGAUGUACUUGUACAAACAUCCCCAGGAGACCAAGACGAAUCGCGAUCGAGCCGGUCGCCUGAUCUCCGAGUGGGCCCGCCCCAUAUUCAACCUCAGCUGCAACUUCUCGGCGAUGAGCAAGGAGGAGCGGCAGGAACGUGAUUUGGCGCAGAUGUCGCGGCAUCGCCACAAGAGUCCCGAUCCAGAGCCAGCCUCCAGCAGCAGAGGCCCAUCCCUGAAUCACACAUUCGCCUUCGAUGACAAGCUGCUGCGUCCCGGAGAUCCCGGCUGGGUGGCCCGCGCCCGUGUGCCCAUGCCCUCCAACAAGGACUACGUCAUUCGCCCCAAAUCCACCGUUGAGGGCGAAAUCUCCACGUCAACCAAGCGUAAGCCAAACCGCUACGAAAAGCAUAUGAAGCGUUUUCUGGACUCGAAGCGACUGAAGGAGAGCCGCAGGGCUGUCGAGAUAUCUAUAGAGGGUCGCAAGAUGGCACUGUAAGCAGCAUUCUAGCUAACUUUAAAACAAAUAAAAUCCAAAUCAUAGAACAAAAUUAAAGAUAUAUUUUUGAAUAUACCUAAUAACACUUAAAA